CGGUACGUCCAUCUUGAAACUAAAACGAGAAUACACGUUUUGUCUGGCUAUUAUAUUUGGAUCGCCUCGUGCGCCUUGUUUCACUACAAGGGGAUAGCCCGACCGGGCGAUCUGGAGACAUCGUUUGGGAGGACGGGCCCUUCCCUCCGUGCUUCAAUUCCUCCGUAUACGUUUAUGGUGCCUAGCUUCCUACUCCCCAGUCAGUGCAUAUCGCUUAGAUGGUCAAACCAGGGGAGACGCCGUCAACGUGCUCGAGCAAAGCGCAACCUGUGGCGUCGAGCUGGUUGUUCGAACGCCCAUUGUCGCAUCGGGCGACCCGUGGGCGGUUCGAAUGUGGCAGUUCUUGGCAAGCCAUCCACGGCCUUGGCGUUGAGGGUCCAUUGGUGCACGGAAAGCCUCCUUCUUGGCACGACCGGGCUCGACUGUCCACUCAGCUCGCGGCACUCACGCACGAUGCACGACCUCUCAUGCUGGUUCAGUAUAUCGCUCCUCCGGCAUCCAUCGAACCACCCAGCCCAAGCCAAGCUCGUGAGGAUGUAGACAAGCCUCUCCAAGCCUGCCUAAGCCUGCCUAAGCCUGCCUAAGCCUUUACGCCCAGAGACUUGGACCGGCCCCAGUGGAGUGUUCGUGGACUGACCCAUGCUCUUUGUUCUUUUUCUUUUUCUAUUCCUUUUCCCAGUCAGCGCGUUGACAGUCGAAAGUGUAUAAAAGGGAAUGAAUCUCUCUCCUCCUUUCCCCCCCUGCAGCUGAUCGGAUAACCAUCCAGAUUAUUUGUUUUUCUGUACGGCUCGGACAGUCCCCCCGUUCGGCAUGGCUGCUCUUACUUCCGGUGGCAACUCUGCCUUCCGCAACGUCAACAAUGAGUUUGCUCAUGUUGAGGAUCCCAUCGAGCGUCGUCGCCUCGCUCUAGCGGAGAUUGACAAUGCCAAGUUCGGCUGGUACCACGUUCGUGCCGUCGUCGUGGCCGGUGUCGGUUUCUUCACCGACUCCUACGAUAUCUUCGCCAUCAACUUGGCCUCCAGCAUGCUGGGUGUCGUCUUCUGGCAGGAUGCCGCGAAGAACCCCGGCAAGAUCCCCUCCACGGCCGAUACCGCCAUCAAGGUCUCGACCUCCGGUGGUACCGUCAUCGGUCAGCUUCUCUUCGGUUGGCUCGCGGACCGCAUCGGCCGUAAGCGCAUGUACGGUAUCGAGUUGAUCAUCAUCAUCAUGGCCACUCUCGCUCAGGCUCUCUCCUCCGACUCCCCCGCGAUCUCGAUCGUCGGCAUCCUCAUCUUCUGGCGUGUUAUUAUGGGUAUCGGUAUUGGUGGCGAUUAUCCUCUUUCUUCGAUCAUUACUUCCGAGUUCGCUACCACGAAAUGGCGUGGUGCAAUGAUGGGUUCCGUCUUUGCCAUGCAGGGUAUCGGUCAGUUCACCGCGGCUAUCGUGGCCCUGAUCGUGACCGUCGGCUUCAAGGGAUCUCUGGAGACGGCUAGCUCCGUGGGCAAGUGCUCCGGCGUGUGCCAGCUGGCUGUGGAUAAGAUGUGGCGUGUGGUCAUCGGUUUCGGUGCCGUGCCCGCGUGCGUGGCGCUCUACUACCGUCUCACGAUCCCCGAGACCCCCCGUUAUACCUUCGAUAUCGCUCGUGAUAUCGUCAAGGCUGAUGAGGACGUCCGUGCCUAUAUCGCUGGAAAGCGUGAGGGCCACCCCGACGAGGUCCGUCGUGCGUCCGUCAUCCAGAACCACACUGCCGAACUGGUGGCUCCCAAGGCUACCUGGGGCGAUUUCUGGCGUCACUACUCGCAGUGGAAGAAUGGCCGCGUCCUCUUGGGUACCGCCGGUUCUUGGUUCUUCCUUGACGUUGCCUUCUACGGUCUCGGUCUGAACAACUCUAUCAUCCUUGCUGCCAUCGGCUGGUCUGGUGGUAGCACCGUCUACGAAUCCUUCCGUCGCAAUGCCGUCGGUAACUUGAUCCUGAUCUGUGCCGGUGCCAUUCCUGGUUACUGGGUGACCGUCGCUACCGUCGAUACCAUCGGACGUAAGACUAUCCAGCUGAUGGGCUUCAUCAUCUUGACCAUCCUCUUCAUCGUCAUCGGUUUCGCCUACGACCCUCUGCUCAAGUCCAAUAACGGUCUGCUGGGUCUCUAUGUCGUGGCCCAGUUCUUCUUCAACUUUGGACCCAACGCCACGACGUUCAUCGUCCCCGGCGAGUGCUUCCCUACCCGCUACCGUUCCACCUCGCACGGUAUCUCGGCCGCGUCCGGCAAGGUCGGUGCCAUUAUUGCCCAGUGUGUCUUCGGACCUCUGGUUCACAAGGGAGCCAAGGACUCCAGCUCCACUCCCUGGCUCAAGCACGUUAUGCAGAUCUUCGCUCUGUUCAUGCUCUGCGGUUGCUUCACUACCCUGCUCAUCCCCGAGACCAAGCGCAAGACCUUGGAGGAGCUGUCCGGUGAAGAUACCGACACUCUCGUCAACCCUUCUCCGAUGAUCCACCCUGAGAAGGUGUCCAACGAGAACCACCCCGAGACCCUGCCCGUUUAAUGGGGACUCGCUCGGCAUGGCUUUAACUUCCCAGGUGCCUCUCGGUACCCGGUACCCUGACCUGUAACUUAAACCCUUUUUCCUUUUGUAUCACAUACCCUAUACCACAUACCCUAUACCACAUACCCUAUACCACAUACCCUAUACCACAUACCCUAUACCACAUACCACAGCUUAUUAAUAGAAUGAAUGGCAAGUGCUGUA
Molecule: messenger RNA, 2721 nt
Organism: Penicillium brasilianum
Lineage: Eukaryota; Fungi; Ascomycota; Eurotiomycetes; Eurotiales; Aspergillaceae
Source: the annotation of a GenBank genome assembly